Suillus bovinus is the source of this 848-nucleotide messenger RNA. RefSeq lists its product as uncharacterized. Bases 58 to 660 code for a protein of 200 amino acids. The transcript has a single exon. Lineage: Eukaryota; Fungi; Basidiomycota; Agaricomycetes; Boletales; Suillaceae. The record is from RefSeq and is a predicted model, not a curated record.
ACGUGGUUUGCUCCAAUAGCCUGCUAGCAACGGUUUGAUCAAAAACAUGCGCUUAUUAUGAUAUCCUGGGAUUGUCGAAUACGAACAUGGCUUCAGGAACUUAUAUCACCCUCAGCACCCUUCAUUCAAAUCCAGCAUGCUGCCGUCGCUUGUCCCGGAUUUAUGCAGGCGGACUAUCCCUGCAUAUGCGGCCCGCGCCUUUUUAAUGUACCUUUGGUCCCCAGUAUGGAUGCGGGGGAUACAGGGACGAAUCGGGGCCUAUCGAGGCACUGCUCUGGUUGUUCUUUCACCUUAUCUGUUGGUCUUUACGAGUAUGGGUGUACCAAACUGUUUACCUCGGUACCUGGCCAAAUCCAAGAUGCAUCUGUUCCACCCGAGUCUCACUCCACAGAUCAGUUCAAGUUGGCUGAUCGGUCCGCAACUUGGUAUCGCACACUUACAGGAGCAUACAAUAAUUUUCUCGUGAGUCGUGAUAGAACUUACCUAUAUGUGAUCGAAUCUUGUACACACCUGCCGGUAGCCCACGCGGUUGCAUGGGACCCAUCACGAAUGUCCUACCUGAAGUAUGCACUUUUGAUUCCUUCUCACACCCUAGGGUUAGUGAUAAAGAUUCCUGGUACAGAAGGCUGUUCUCUCCCUGUUCCAGGAAAAACCUACUAGUACGGACAUGAAAGAGUCUACAUUCUACUCCAGUAAGUCUAUCGCCGCUUAACCUCGCCUGGCUGAUGUGUGUCACUUCAGGAUCCGCACUGUCGUGCUGACCCCGCUUCUGUUCACAUACCCCAAACCUAUCUGGAUUCUUGUUCAGUUAAGUUACUUCUGCAGACAAAUACAUGACAUGUACAUAC